Penicillium bovifimosum is the source of this 2187-nucleotide messenger RNA. RefSeq lists its product as uncharacterized. Bases 1 to 2187 code for a protein of 728 amino acids. The record is from RefSeq and is a predicted model, not a curated record. The transcript has a single exon. Lineage: Eukaryota; Fungi; Ascomycota; Eurotiomycetes; Eurotiales; Aspergillaceae.
AUGGGCCACCGAGAAUUGACACCCGUCCAUGUGCCGCUGCGAACAUCGAGCCGAACUCCGGUACGAAUCGACCCGGAGGAAAAGAAGGGUACCACAGUCGCAGAUCGGAGGGCAUCGAAAGCCCAACGGUUCUUCGGAACCGACAUUACACUUCCCAAGGAACAUGGCGGAUGGCAAGAGGCCCCAAAUGUACCCCGGCCGAGCUUUGUGAAGCCUCCCGGCAGUGCGCCUAAACAGGGCUCCGGCUUCAUGCCAUUCCCGAAUCCUUCAGAUCACUUGAUCCCCGAGCAAAACCUUCGCGUGCGGGCUUCAUCACCUCUGCUAGGCCAAAACUACCAAUCACAGGAAGCUGCACCACCUCUCCCGAAACCGUCGAAAAAGAUCCACCAUACUGGCUCCUCGUCGACCUUAUUCUCCUACUUCACCUCCAAAGAAUCAUCCAAAUCAGUCAAGAACCAGCCCCUCCAGCCUAGAGUACGACAUGGCCUCAGCAUUGAUCCCCAAGUCACAUACACGCAGGUGUCAGAUCCACCAAAGGAAUCCAAGCGGAAGAUGCGUCCAUCGAGAAUUGACCUUUCUGGGUUGUUCCCAAAACCGAAGAACCCCGCACCACAAACACUUCUGUCCCCUCACCGAAUGGUCGACUCCCCCUCACCAGUUUCAACAGUUGUGGCGGAACCUGCUCCCCACAAGGUUGACAGGAUAAGCACCACGCAAAAAAUUACGUCAAGGAGACCGGUUGAUAUACCUACUCGCCGAUCGUCGGCAGUCACUAAGAACGACCCAUACAAGCAUGGUAUCGAUAAUUCGGAUUUGCCUUCAAUUGCAGAGAGCAAGAGCAGCGACUGGCUCGACCACCCGUUGGAACGGACGGUGGGAACGAGUGAGAUCGACCUGGCACUGGAUAGAUAUGCGGGACGGCGCUCACUCAUGAGUCGCUCGAGUAUGUAUUCGAACAGCCGAGAACACUUGCAGCAGGAGCAGCCACGCCACCAGGAAACUCGUAAAAGCUCGCGACGUGCCCGCAGCCCUACUUCUCGACCCAAGGACAAUUAUUUGAGCCCUACCACAUGUCCGGACUCGGGUCGGGCUCGUGGCAAGAGCACUUCUCAAGAGUCCUGGAAGUCUGACGUAUGGAAUUCAAAGAGCGUGAAGAGCUCGUUGACUAAGAAGAGCAGUAAGAGCACCUUGAAAAACAAGGAUCUGCGAAAUACCAGUAUCCUCUGCCUUUCCUCUUCUUCAGAGGAUGAGGACGAUGAUGAAGAACAUACACCUACCACCGCGCCAAAGAACGGGAACAAGUUCCGAGGCAGUGUGGAUCCCUACGGUGACUAUGAGGGCGAGGUGUACACAGCUUCCACUGCGCAUGCCACCACCGCCACGGCAGUGAGGCGCUUUGCUCGGGCGCCUUCGACUAGCAGUCGUGGCUCCCACCUCACCGAAAAGAGUCAACCAAUCCCAGCAGCUCGUCCACGAAAGGCUUCUCAGACCUCGAACGGCAAGUCUUCUCAGACGACGCGACGAAGCACACAGGCCAAUCGCUCGAGCGGAGUUCCCACUAUCCCGGAUGAGAUCCUCGCGGCAUUCCCGCAGCAGCCUUCUCGUACUCCCGCAGAGCUGAAGGAGUUAAACCGAAGGAGUCGCGUGAUCGCAGUGACCCGCCAAGAGCAAGAUCUGCUUGAGGCGAUGCGAGUUCGUAAGGGCAAGGUCACACCUAGCCUGUUCAAUGCGGCUGGAGCGGACCGGAGAUCACUAGCCUCUGGCCCGUCCCGCGAUUCAUUCUGCGGAUCCGACACUUCAUUCUUGCGUCUUAGCAACGUCUUCCCCCCGUUUGACGCUCGGUCCGAAAAGAGUGUUGCCCAGACCGGCACCGCACUCCCGUCCCCGGGCUUCAGUACCGACUACUCCGAAAGCUUGCCCUCGCCUUCUACCAAUGGUGCUUCACCGUUAACGCCUACUUUGCCAAUUCAUCGUUUUUCGCCGCUUCCUUCCCCGAAGCCCCCUCCACAAGGCCCCCCGCCUGCCAUCCCGGAAGAUCAGAAGCUACACACCCGACGCCGCAGUGAUAGUAGUGAAGCUAUCAUGUUCCAUGCCGGUGGUGAGUUAAAACACAAUCACGGUCUUCCUCUUUGGUCUUUCGACUUUGAUUGGAACCAGGAGCGCGCCAAUAUCGCUACUGUGCAUUAA